AAUUUUCUUUCAGUUGUUCGUUCACGGAAACUUACUCGUUUGAAAUUAGUAAGACAUAGUUAUUUGACAAUUUUAACAGAACUAUUUUCAUCUGUUAACACGUGUAGAUGUGUUGAAAGAAUGACAAGGUCUACCAAAAAUCUACUUUUAAUUGAAGAUUUGCUAAUCCUUCCGGGCCGGGGCAUUUGAUAUCAACCCAGGUUUUUGGUGGUGUUCUUGUUGGGCCUAUGAACUGAAACUUCACGUGUUUGAAAGCAUGUCAAGAAGCCUGGUCACGGGAUAUUGAUGCCUGUAUAAAAGAGCAUGCACUGCGGAUGAGUUUUAAAGAUAAGAAUCCAUCCUGCAAUUCCAGAUCCAGAUUGACAUUGAGCUAGGCAAUCGGAUUGAAAAAGCCUAGUUAUGAAGUUCUAUACCAUGGAAUCGAAAGUUGUCACUGCAAAGGAACGAUUGAGUGCUACUCUCAAGAGAUAUGGUGCAAUACAGAUACUUCUUGGCCUAGGCUGUUUAAUCAUUGCAUUCGUUUCAAUAGGAAUCGACAAGAAAUUUUGUGACAAUUUAGGGAAGAAAGAAGUUGUUAUUACAAAUGCCACAAUACCUACAUUCACGUUUGAUAAGAAAACCAUUAUGCUCGGACUAGAUGGAGGAUCCGUGGUGUCAGCUAUUUGGGUUGUUGUCACAGGAAUUGUCCCAGCUUAUAUGGCAAGAAAUGCAGACUACAGCUUGAUAAGAACUAAAGUGGUAUUCAUGGUUUUUAGCAUUAUGGCGACAUCAUUGUUCGUACCCAUUAUUAUUGGUGCAGCAACAGCUAACUAUAUACUGCGUGAUAGCCACAUGGAAUUGCUUGUCAUAACUGGCCUUAUAUGCCUUCUAGAAUUCCUGGUGUCUUUUGCUGCGUCACUUUAUUGCUGUGCAUCACCAUGGGCUCCAUGCAAACUAGCGAAGAAAGACAGAGAAGUAAGAAGUGAGCAAUUCGUUGACAACGAGAAGCAAAUGACAAAGCUAGAACUUCCAGAAUAUAAACCAUAAUCAGCUAUUUCCAAUGGACUAUACAAAGACUGCAAAACCUAUCAUGAUCUUUUAUUAACCAAAGCACUGCCUUUGUAUUGCUUAGUUUACUUUGUGUCUAAUCUGUCUUAAAGGAUUUAAAAACAAAAAAUGGCUAAGGUUCAGGUUUUUUUUUAAUAUUCUUGUAAUCAAAAUUUAAAUUAAAAACAUUUUUUUACGUGUGUAUCAUUUAUCACUAACUAAAAUAAAUUUAUUUUCUUAAAUCAAAAUAGGAAAUGACAAAAACAAUCCAUUGACUAUUUUAUCAAGUAUUUCUACUGCAUAGUAUAUUAAACUUUGAGAAUUUGGAAGAAACAAAAAACAUAGGUGUUCAUAUAUUCCCUUAUCUGCUUAACACUGAUAUAUAAUCAGAUUAUAUAAACCUUCAACAUACAAUUAUAUGAUUAUUUACAUAUAUAUUUGUCUAAAUAUAACUAUCUAACAAAAUUAUAUAUAUUUUUUAUUCCUUUCGACAUAUAGAGUAUAAUAUAGUUUAAAUACAUGCCUAAGAUUCUCCAUGCUACUGUUAAGUAUGAAUCAAGUAUAAAAGAAAAUAGACUUAAUUACAACCAAAAGCAAUGAAAUCUUCAGAAUUGUUUAUUGUCGGCAAGACUUAUACAGGGACUAAACGGUAAAGUAAAUAAGGAACUCUAAGUCAAUUUGUAACAAUGAUGGAAUUUAAAUGAAUUUUUGUGUAUCAGGGAAAUCAGAUGGAAAACAACAGUGACUUCUUUGUACUUUAAAUGUAAUUUUGAUUUAUAUUUCUGUAUAUUCAUAUCAUAAGAAGACUAGAUGUGCUUGCUUGUAAUAAUAAAUUUUCAUUUGAAA
This is a messenger RNA of Mytilus trossulus (common blue mussel), 1872 nucleotides long. RefSeq lists its product as uncharacterized. Lineage: Eukaryota; Metazoa; Mollusca; Bivalvia; Mytilida; Mytilidae. The record is from RefSeq and is a predicted model, not a curated record. Bases 400 to 1026 code for a protein of 208 amino acids. The transcript has 8 exons.